AUGACCAUCAACACGACGCCCAAGCUGUCAGAGGAAGCUAGAGCCGCCCUCGACGCUGUUCUCGUCCAACACUUGAAGACCACGCCCGCCGUCGCCUUCGGCGUCACGACCAAGGAUGGCAUCAUCUACACUGGAUACCGCGGCGACCGCGUGUACAGCAAACCGGAGGAAGGCCAGGUCGACGAGACCACUACGUACCAGAUCUACUCCAUGACGAAGCUCGUUGCUUCCCUUGCUGUGCUGCAACAAGUCGAAGCAGGCGUACUGUCCUACGACGAUCCCGCCAUCGUCCAGAAGUAUGCCCCCGAACUCGUGAAGCAGAGGAUCCUUCUUUCCUACAAUGAGGAAACCAAGGAAGCCAAGUUUGCCGACCUCGAACGUCCCCCAACGCUCCGUGACCUCGUAACCCACACAAGCGGGCAGGUGUACUUCUUCUUCGACCCCAAGCUGUACGCAUACGACAGAGACCACGGGUUGCUCGCCAUGUUUGGAUCUGAGACGGGGCAGUUCGCCCAGCCCUUCCUCUUCUCUCCAGGCACCAGGUUGGCGUACGGUACCGGACUUGACUGGGCUGGUAUCAUCCUCGAGCGAGCGACGGGACAAGACCUCGAGAGCUACUUCAGGCAGCACAUUUUCGACCCGCUUGGGUUGUCUCAGAACACAACGUUCCACAACACCCCCGAAGUCGUCGCGAAGAGACAACACACCGUCUUCCGCCAGCCUGACGGGAGCCUGGUCCUCGGCAAGCCGCAACGUCCCAUCGAUGUCGAGGUUAAGGGGCAGCUCUCGGGCGGCGCCGGGCUUUGGUCAACAAUGGACGACUACCUACUCCUGCUCCGAGGCGUGCUUCGCGCCAAGCAGCCCGGGGGCAUAGUCUCUCCUUUUGGCUUUGAGCUCUUGUUCAAGGACGCACUGCCCGCCGAUACGCCAGGAGGGCCCCAAUGCCACGCCGAGCUCUCCGCGUUCCUGGAGGUGCUUGCGUCCUUUUCCUCCCUCGAGCAUCCCGCCAGUGUGGGACACAGUAUUGCCUGCGUCGUCAACUUGUCUGACACAAAGGGACGCAAGGCAGGUAGCGGAGCGUGGGGCGGCGCAGCCAACACGCAGUGGUGCAUCGAUCCGACUACAGGCAUCGGGAUCGAGCGCGCGCUCGUCAGCGGGCUCGCGACAGAGAUGGGGACAGAACCCUUUGCGGAGUGCUGGAAGGAGCUCGAGCAGGUGCUUUUCCAGCAUCUGGCGUGA
Trichosporon asahii var. asahii CBS 2479 is the source of this 1239-nucleotide messenger RNA. RefSeq names its product beta-lactamase. Bases 1 to 1239 code for a protein of 412 amino acids. Lineage: Eukaryota; Fungi; Basidiomycota; Tremellomycetes; Trichosporonales; Trichosporonaceae. The record is from RefSeq and is a predicted model, not a curated record. The transcript has 3 exons.